CCGACGUUGACCAACGCCUGCCCUUCCUCCUCCUCGUCUCCUUGACUCUUACGGAUACCCAGAAAAUCAGGACGUACGAGAUGCUCGCCGACUCGAGGACUUGGCUCGCGCUCCCCCUCUUCCUGGCCGCAGCGACGCAUGCUUUCCCCUCAAAUUUUGACUUGCCCCUGGACGACAUUUUCGCCAUCGAGAAACGCCAAACUGCGAAUGUGCCAACUGUCUGCAGGGAGAUAUGCCAACCGAUAAAUGCUCUCGCUGCUGGGGGAUGCAGACCGUCUGAAUGCUGCAACCAGCAGUUCUUGGAUGGUUAUGUGAAUUGUUACAUCUGUACCGCGUCGCGGCACGGUGUCACGGCACACACUGGUGCACAGAAUAUUGUUCGAAACAUCGCACGCCAAUGCGCAGUACGGGGCUUCGAACUCGAAAUACCACCUCUACCCUCAUCCGGUCCCCUCACCUGGGCUCCUCCAGGCUCGACACCUAUCAUACCCUCCUCAACUAUUUCAGGGAACUUCAAGGCCAACUGAAAGUUCAGAUUCGAUUUCACCGCCACUGUCCUCGAUUUCCCCGACGUCCGAUAUCUCGACCCCGACUGCGCUACUUCCUACCUCGGAGGUCGAACCUUCGAGGUCGACUAUUAGACCUAGUGUGGAGUCGCCAUUGCCAUCGCCAAGUGACGUUGGAGACGGGGAGGAAGACGGGCAGACGGAAGACGGUGCAGCUGCGUCGACCCGAGUUUCGUUCCUAGCUGCUGGAGUUGUGGGUUUGUUCGCUUGGUUGCUCUAACGAAAAUACCUCGAUGUAUGUUACAUACUAUACCUUGUAAGCUUUGUUACGCGGUUAUGACCGUCCAGUUUAUAUCGCUGUCCAUCCCUAUGC
This is a messenger RNA of Coprinopsis cinerea okayama7#130, 879 nucleotides long. RefSeq lists its product as hypothetical. The coding region runs from base 281 to 748 and encodes 155 amino acids. NCBI's taxonomy places the organism in Eukaryota, Fungi, Basidiomycota, Agaricomycetes, Agaricales, Psathyrellaceae. The record is from RefSeq and is a predicted model, not a curated record. The transcript is spliced from 3 exons.